Setaria italica (foxtail millet) is the source of this 4440-nucleotide messenger RNA. RefSeq names its product disease resistance protein RGA2. Gene Ontology annotation, molecular function: ADP binding. Bases 357 to 3719 code for a protein of 1120 amino acids. Gene Ontology annotation, biological process: defense response to other organism. The transcript is spliced from 2 exons. The record is from RefSeq and is a predicted model, not a curated record. Lineage: Eukaryota; Viridiplantae; Streptophyta; Magnoliopsida; Poales; Poaceae.
UAUAUAUCAAACAACUCAAAUGAACUAUACAAGUCAUAGAAACACAUGUACUGCAUGGAUAAUUUUUUAUGAAAUAAACCAUGCCUAGAUCUCGUGGUUGAAUUGAGUGCAAAAUUAACAUACGUCACAGAUCCGACAACAGUUUCUCGAACCUAUUUGCCAGCUGUUGCAGUAGCAUGACAAAACAACAAUAUCAGAAGAUUUAUAUUGCUUAAAUUCUACUGGUAGCAUGAGCAACGACUUCAGGGUCAAUGGUAGAGAAAACUAAGUGUGCCCCCAAGCUCCCCCCCACCAGUAUUCCCCAUUUGCAUCGCUAGGAGAGAGAGACAGUAGGCAAACCAAAGAGGGAAAAAACUAUGCCGAUUGGAGAAGCUGUGCUGUCUGCCUUCAUGCAGGUACUUUUUGAUAAAGUGAUCUCAGCUGCUAUUGGUGAGCUGAAAUUCCCUCCAGACGUCACAGAGGAGCUGCAGAAAUUAUCGAGCAGCCUGUCGACAAUUAAAGUUCAUGUUGAAGAUGCCGAGGAGCGGCAACUGAAGGAUAAGGCCGCACGCAGCUGGCUUGCCAAGCUCAAGGAAGUCGCAUAUGAGAUGGAUGACUUGCUUGAUGAAUAUGCAGCUGAGGCCCUCCAGUCCAAACUAGAAGGUCCGUCCAACCAUGGCCAGCUGAAGAAGGUUAGGAGCUGUUUCUGCUGCUUUUGGUUGGACAAUUGUUUAUUUAACCAUAAGAUAGUGCAGCAAAUAAGGAAGAUCGAGGAGAAGCUUGAUAGGCUUGUCAAAGAAAGGCAGAUUUUUGGUUCAAUCAUGAUCAGUGGGACUGAAAGGCAGGAGAUAAAAGAAAGGCCCAAGACAAGUUCACUGAUUGAUGACUCCAGUGUGUUUGGAAGAGAAGAAGAUAAAGAGACCAUCGUGAAGAUGUUGCUAACCCCUAAUAACUCAAAUCAUGCCAGCCUUUCCAUUCUUCCCAUAGUGGGUAUGGGAGGACUAGGAAAGACCACUCUAACACAGCUUGUCUACAAUGAUGCAAGAGUAAAGGAGCAUUUCCAUUUAAGGUUGUGGUUGUGUGUUUCUGAGAAUUUUGAUGAGAUGAAGCUUACAAAGGAAACCAUUGAAUCAGUUGCGAGUGGGUUCUCAUCGGCCACAACGAACAUGAACUUGCUUCAAGAAGACCUCUCAAAAAAGCUUCAAGGUAAAAGGUUUCUUCUAGUCCUUGAUGAUGUGUGGAAUGAGGAUCCUUUAAAAUGGGACAGGUAUCGCUGUGCUCUACUUACUGGGGAAAAGGGAAGCAGGAUUGUAGUUACAACACGAAACAACCAUGUGGGGAAACUAAUGGGCGGGAUGACUCCUUAUCAUCUAAAGCAGUUAUCAGACAAUGAUUGCUGGCAGUUGUUCAAGAACCAUGCAUUUGUUGACGGUGACGCCAGUGCACACCCAGAAUUGGAAAUAAUAGGCAAGGGCAUUGUGAAGAAGUUGAAAGGCCUGCCACUAGCUGCAAAAGCAAUAGGCAGUUUAUUAUGUACCAAGGACACAGAGGGUGAUUGGAAAAACAUAUUAAAGAGUGAAAUAUGGGAGCUACCAUCAGAUAAGAACAAUAUACUGCCAGCUCUCAGAUUGAGUUACAGUCAUUUGCCUGCCAUACUGAAGCAAUGUUUUGCAUUUUGUUCAGUCUUCCCCAAAGAUUAUAUGUUUGAGAAAGGGAGAUUGGUUCAGAUCUGGAUGGCCCUUGGGUUCAUUCAGCCUCAAGGAAGUAGAAGGAUGGAAGAUAUUGGGAGUAGCUAUUUUGAUGAAUUAGUAAACAGGUCCUUCUUCCAACACCACAAAGAUGGAUAUGUGAUGCAUGAUGCCAUGCAUGACCUAGCCCAGUCUGUCUCUGUUGACGAAUGCAUAAGGCUGGAUGACCCACCAAGAAGCCCUGUAAGAAGUUCUAGGCAUCUAUCAUUCUCUUGUCACAAUAGAAGUUGUACUUCAUUUGAAGCUUUUCCUGAAUUUAAAAGAGCUCGCACACUGCUACUGCUAAAUGGAUAUAAAUCAAUGACGAGUUCUAUCCCCAAAGAUCUGUUCUGCAAGCUAAAAUACCUCCACGUGCUUGAAUUGCACCGACGAGACAUUACUGAGCUGCCAGAAUCUAUUGGAAAUUUAAAAAUGCUUCGAUAUUUGAACCUUUCAGGAACUGGCAUAACAAGGCUGCCCUCAUCCAUUGGUAGACUCUUCAGCUUGCAAACACUAAAGUUGCAACCCUGCCAUGUAUUAGAUUACCUUCCAGAGAGCAUAACCAAUCUUGUAAAUCUGCGAUGCCUAGAAGCAAGACCAGAAGUGAUCGCUGGCAUAGCUGGAAUAGGGAACUUGACUUGCCUUCAACAUUUGGAAGAAUUUGUUGUCCGUAAGGACAAAGGAUACAAGAUCAGUGAAUUGAAGGAGAUGCAGGGGAUCACAGGAAAUGUAUGCAUUAAGAAUCUCGAGAAUGUGUCUAGUGCGGAAGAGGCAAAUGAAGCUUUACUAAGCAAGAAGACAUACAUCAACACUCUGCAUCUUGUAUGGUCCAAUACGAGGCGCCUGACUUCAAAGAAAGCAGAUAAAGAUAUGCAGGUACUUGAAUACCUCCAACCACAUCAUGAACUCAGUGAGCUGACAGUCAAGGCCUUUGCAGGCUUCUACUUUCCAAGUUGGUUAAGUAGACUCACUCACUUGCAAAAUAUCCACCUGUCUGACUGUACAAAUUGUUCAGUUCUACCAGCGCUUGGAGUGCUGCCCCUACUCAAAUUCUUAGUUAUUGGGGGCUUCCAUGGCAUUAUUCAGAUCAAUCAAGAGUUUUCAGGAACUAGUGGAGUUAAAGGGUUUCCAUCACUGAAGGAACUCGUAUUUGAAGAUAUGUCUAAUCUAGAAACAUGGGCUUCUGUACAAGACGGUCAGUUGCUUCCAUCGCUCACAGAACUAGCAGUGAUUGACUGCCCACUACUAGCGGAACUCCCAUCUUUCCCAUCAUCAGUAGUGAAGCUCAAAAUUUCUGAAACAGGAUUCACUAUUCUUCCAGAAAUACACACUCCAAGCUCUCAGUUUCCAUCAUCUUUGGCAUGCCUACAGAUUCACCAGUGCCCAAACCUUACAUCCUUAGAGCAUGGACUCCUUUGCCAGAAAUUAUUGAUGCUCCAGCAAUUAACCAUCACCAGCUGCCCAGAAUUAACUGACCUGCCAGUUGAAGGAUUCAGAGGCCUGACUGCUCUUAAGAGUAUUCAUAUUUAUGAUUGUCCAAAGCUGGAACUAUCACGACAGCAUAGCUUGCUGCCCUCCAUCCUUGAAGAUCUACGCAUCAGUUCAUGCACCAAUCUGAUUAAUCCUCUUCUUCAAGAGAUUGAUGAGAUCUCCUCAUUGACAAAUCUUGCCAUCACUGAUUGUGCCAGCCUUCACUAUUUUCCAGUAAAGCUCCCUGCCACUCUGCAAAAGUUGGAGAUAUUCCACUGCAGUAAUCUGAGAUGCUUGCCUCCUGGGCUAGAAGAAGCGUUGUGUUUAACAGCUAUGACCAUUGUGAAAUGUCCUCUUAUACCAUGCUUGCCAGAACAGGCCCUCCCACAGUCACUGAAAGAAUUGUACAUCAAAGAAUGCCCACUGAUAACAGAGAGUUGCCAGGGAGAAGAUUGGCAUAAAAUUGCUCAUGUACCAACCAUAGAGAUUGAAGAUGAUGAUAGUGCAAUGAAUGACUGGAGCAUAAAAAGAAGAUUAUCCUGAAAGCAUCAUGAAAACACAACUGAGGGGGUGGUGAAUUUUUCACCUAUGAUAUGAAGAGAGAAAGCAAAGGUGAUCUAAUCGUGAUCAUCCCUGGGGUGCCAGCCACUAGCGCCAAACAACUUCAUCACUCGGAGGAAGCCAAUAGAGAUCAGGGGUCUCAUCUACGAAUCAGCAAGCCGCGAAUCAACCCGAGAACUCACCGUCUCCAAAAAGAAAGCCGCGUUCCAGAUUGGCCGCACUCCUUCCUCUCCCAUCCUCCAGGGGCUCCAAUUUGUGGGGGCUGCGAGCGGCCGGAGGCGCACGCCGAAGCGGCUGCGGGCCGGAGGUGUUGGCUGGGCAUCGCCGCACGCCCGCCCCGGGGAAAGCUGGUUUAUGUUGCUUGCCUUGCUGGUGCGCCGCCGCCGGUGAGCCCCGGUGGGGCGUGGCGUGGCGUGGCGGCAUGCGAAGAGUAUUAAUCCGGCCCAGCGAACGGUAAAUAAGACGUGUGGGCGUGUGGCCCAUCAAGCGAGACAGCAUGGGCUGGGCUAGUGGAUGGUGGCCUCCUUGCCGAUUUAAAGGGAUGAAGGUCACCAAUGCCAAAAGAAGGUCUCGCGUAGUCGUGUUUGACUGUUUGCAUUGCGUUGUUUGGAGUAGGCAAAAUGGAUGUUUGGAUCUGUCAACGAGGGUAAGUUCGUACUUUAAUUUUAAAAUCAGCCAAUCCAAUUUCUUAUUUUUUUUAAAA